This is a messenger RNA of Ictalurus furcatus (blue catfish), 9885 nucleotides long. It is a transcript of the gene cdc42bpb, whose product is annotated as CDC42 binding protein kinase beta (DMPK-like). The transcript has 37 exons. Gene Ontology annotation, biological process: actomyosin structure organization; peptidyl-threonine phosphorylation. Lineage: Eukaryota; Metazoa; Chordata; Actinopteri; Siluriformes; Ictaluridae. Gene Ontology annotation, molecular function: ATP binding; protein serine/threonine kinase activity. The coding region runs from base 763 to 6093 and encodes 1776 amino acids. Gene Ontology annotation, cellular component: cytoskeleton; cytoplasm. The record is from RefSeq and is a predicted model, not a curated record.
GGCUCCCAGUAUGUGUCACUCAAGCAAUGACGUCACAUCUGCUUGGCUUUUCCGGUAUGAGUGGGUGGAGCUCCGGUGUCCCGGGUCUGGAUUCUUUACUGGGAGAGAGAGCGAGACGAGGAUGGUCGCGAAUGUGCAGCCAUAUUCGGCUUAACGGACAAGCUCACCGGCUAACGCUGGGAGAAUUAUAGACUUAACAAAAACAACAAACAAACCCGACUCCCAAAGCGCGUGGAGUUCUAAUUCUUUUAAUUAAAGAAUCGAAUUUUCGGGAUAUUCACGGGGAGAGAAUAUGGACGUCCGGCCAAGCUGAUAUUCGACGGGAUAGAAAACGCCUCCCAUCCCUGUUUCUAUCAGAGUGAGAAGUGUGGGGAUUAACGUUAGGCAGGAAAAGCCGAAGCAGCAAUGGAAGCGGCGGGGCCUGGAGCCUGAACACGGACGGCUCGGGAAUUAGCGCGCUGCUAGGUAGCGGUCCGACCGAUUCGAGCGACUCGAGCAUAAUGUUAGGUUUGUUUUGCUAGCUAGCUAACUCAAUGGCUAGCUAGCAAGUUGGAGUCUGCGACUUCAGAGCUCCACCUCGGCCCAGCAGAGAUUUCUUUUUCUCUCUCCCUAUAGUCGCCGGUAAUCCCUUUUGCGGGAAGGAAGGUGUUUUGUUUUUAUUAGGAUUAUCACCACCACCAUUAUUAUUAUUAUUAUCAUCAUUAUUAUUAUUAUCAUCUUUGUCCUGCGGUAAGGAAGAGUGGUCAGGCCGCUGAUACAAAAAUGUCGGCGAAGGUGCGCCUCAAGAAGUUGGAGCAGUUGCUGCUGGAUGGUCAUGAGAAGAGCCCGAGCUCCCUGAGUGUGGAGACCCUGCUGGAUAUUCUCAUCUGUUUAUACAACGAAUGCAGCAGUUCGCCCUUGAAACGGGAGAAACACGUGACCGAGUUUUUAGAAUGGGUGAAGCCGUUCACCACUACUGUAAAAGACAUGCGGCUCCACCGGGACGACUUUGAGAUGCUCAAGGUGAUAGGCAGGGGUGCCUUCGGAGAGGUUGCUGUGGUAAAGAUGAAAAACACAGAGCGCAUUUACGCCAUGAAAAUUCUGAACAAGUGGGAGAUGCUGAAGAGGGCUGAGACCGCCUGUUUCAGAGAGGAGAGGGACGUUCUGGUGAACGGAGACUGCCAGUGGAUCACGACCCUGCAUUAUGCUUUUCAGGAUGAUAAUUACCUGUACCUGGUGAUGGACUACUAUGUGGGCGGAGAUCUGCUAACACUACUCAGCAAGUUCGAGGACAGGUUACCUGAGGAGAUGUCCAAGUUCUAUGUGGCAGAGAUGGUUCUUGCCAUUCACUCGAUCCACCAGCAGAAUUAUGUGCACAGGGAUAUUAAGCCUGAUAAUGUUCUGCUUGAUAUGAAUGGCCACAUCCGCCUGGCUGAUUUUGGUUCCUGUCUACGGAUGAUGCCAGACGGCACGGUGCAGUCGUCAGUAGCAGUGGGAACCCCAGACUACAUCUCCCCAGAGAUUCUGCAGGCCAUGGAGGAUGGCAUGGGGAAGUAUGGGCCCGAGUGUGACUGGUGGUCUCUGGGUGUGUGCAUGUACGAGAUGCUGUAUGGGGAGACGCCUUUCUACGCAGAGUCUCUGGUUGAGACUUACGGCAAGAUCAUGAACCAUGAGGAACGCUUCCAGUUCCCCUCUCACAUAACGGAUGUGUCAGAGGAUGCCAAGGACCUGAUGCAGCGGCUGAUCUGCAGCAGGGAUCGCAGGCUAGGGCAGAACGGCAUCGAGGAAUUUAAGAAACACCCCUUCUUCUCUGGCCUUGACUGGGAGAACAUUCGCAGUACUGAAGCUCCUUAUAUUCCUGACGUCAGUUCUCCAUCUGACACCUCCAACUUUGAUGUGGAUGAUGAUGUACUGAAAAACCCGGACAUUGCUCCUCCCAUCUCCCACACUGGUUUCACUGGUCAGCACCUGCCCUUUGUGGGUUUCACCUACACUACAGAGAGCUGCUUCUCAGAUCGGGGUCGGCUCAGGCUGGCAGCUCUGGCUGAUGGAGGUUCGGGAGAGGAGCUGCAGCCCCAUAAAGAUGGGGGCUUACAGCUGGAGGUCUUUGAGAGGAGGAUCCGCUCACUAGAGCAGGAAAAACAGGAGCUCAGCCGCAAGCUACAGGAAUCUACACAGGCUGUGCAGUCUCUUCACGGUUCAGGCCGCGGCACAAGCACACUUGGCCGCGAUAAAGAGAUCAAAAAGCUUAACGAGGAGAUCGAUCGCCUCAAGAAGAAACUAGCUGACUCCGAUAGGCUGGAGCACCAGCUGGAGGAAGCAGUGACUUUGCGGCAAGACUAUGAGAGCUCCUCCACCAAGCUCAGGGCUCUGGACAAGCAAGUCAAAAGUCUUCGCCAGGAGAAAGAAGACAUCAAUAAGCAACUGGUGGAGUCUCUGGAGCGCCUGAAGUCUCAGACGAAGGAGCUGAAAGACGCUCACCAACAGAGGAAGCUGGCCAUGCAGGAGUUCUCCGAGCUAAACGAGCGCAUGGCUGAGCUGCGCUCACACAAGCAGCGGCUCUCGCGACAGCUCCGCGACAAGGAGGAGGAGAUGGAGGUGCUCAUGCAGAAGCUCGACGGCAUGCGACAGGACAUCCGCAAGACCGAGAAGGCCCGCAAAGAGCUGGAAGCUCAGCUGGAAGAUGCUCGUGCAGAAGCUUCUAAGGAGCGAAAGCUGCGAGAACACAGUGAAGUUUACUCCAAACAGCUGGAAAGUGAGCUGGAGACACUAAAGGUGAAGCAGGGCACCGGUCGAGCAUCAAAUGUAAGCUCUGAGACCCAGCAGGAGCUGACAAAGGUGAAGUCUGAGCUGGAUAAGAAGGUACUGUUCUAUGAGGAAGAGCUUGUAAAGCGUGAUGCCUGCCAUGGCACCGAGCUAAAGAACCUACGCAAAGAGCUGCACGAUUCAGAGAGCCAGCAGGUCUCCCUGCAGAAGGAGCUGCUUGUGCUUAAGGACAAGUUGGAGAAAGCCAACAAGGAACGGCAAAUGGAGAUGGACGAGGCUCUGGGUUCUCUAAAAGAGAAAUUUGAGCGUGAACGGAGCCUGCUGACCGAGGAGAACCGCAAGCUGACCUCAGAAACAGACAGGCUAUGCACAUUUGUGGACAAACUAACAACCCAGAACAGACAGCUGGAGGACGAGUUGCAGGACUUGGCCUCAAAGAAGGAGAGUGUUGCACACUGGGAGGCACAGAUCGCUGAGAUCAUUCAGUGGGUGAGUGAUGAGAAGGAUGCACGUGGCUAUCUGCAAGCGCUAGCCUCGAAGAUGACUGAGGAGCUGGAGUCACUGCGCAGCUCCAGCCUGGGAUCCAGACAUCUGGAUCCCUUGUGGAAGGUGCGUCGCAGUCAGAAGCUGGACAUGUCUGCUCGUUUAGAGCUGCAGUCCGCUCUGGAUGCUGAGAUAAGAGCCAAGCAACUGGUCCAGGAAGAGCUGCGCAAAGUCAAGGCUGCCAACAUCUCCUUUGAGAGCAAACUGAAAGAUUCAGACGUGAGGAACAGGGAGUUGGAAGAGCAGCUGGAAAGCAUGAAGAAAGACCUGGAGGAGAGCCGCACACGUUCUGACCGAGGUCUCAAACUUCCAGACUUCCAGGACUCCAUCUUUGCAUUCUUCAACACUUCUCCCCUGGCCCAUGACCUUACAUUCAGAACUAGCUCAGUCAGUGAGGCUGAUGCCACGCCUCAGAAAACGGACGCUCCCUCUCCCUCACCCUCAGCAGCUUCAGAGCAGGAUGAGCCCAUAAAGCUGCCUGCAACCACUCCAACCACCCCAUCUCCAGCUUACCAGUCAUCAUUGCUCACAGCACCAAAGCCUAAAGCUCACCAGCUGAGCAUUAAGACCUUCUCGAGUCCAACACAAUGUACACACUGCACAUCUCUGAUGGUGGGCCUGAUCAGACAGGGAUAUGCCUGCGAGGUAUGUUCCUUUAUCUGUCACGUGUCCUGUAAGGACAACGCUCCUCAGGUGUGCCCUAUUCCACCAGAGCAGGCCAAGAGGCCACUGGGAAUUGAUGUGCAGAGGGGUAUUGGCACAGCCUACAAAGGCUUUGUUAGGAUCCCGAAGCCUACUGGAGUGAAGAAGGGUUGGCAGAGAGCAUACGCUGUGGUAUGUGACUGUAAACUCUUCCUGUAUGAGGUCCCUGAAGGGAAGUCCACUCAACCUGGUGUGGUGGCCAGCCAGGUCCUUGACCUCAGAGAUGAGGAGUUCUCUGUAAGCUCUGUGUUGGCAUCAGAUGUGAUUCAUGCUACCCGUAAAGACGUGCCUUGCAUAUUCAGGGUAACGUCGUCCACACUGGGCUCUCCAUCGCGGGUGGUGUCUCUGCUGGUCUUGGCUGAGAGUGAGGCUGAGAAAAGGAAGUGGGUGGGCAUCCUGGAGGGUCUGCAGUGUAUCUUAACCAAGAACCGCCUGAAGAACCAAAUAGUGCACGUUCUGCACGAGGCUUAUGACAGCAACCUGCCUGCGAUUAAAACCACACUCUCUGCAGCCAUCAUUGACCGAGAGCGAAUAGCAUUGGGCACAGAGGAGGGCCUGUUUGUGGUGGAGGUUACCAGAGAUGUCAUUGUGCGUGCUGCUGACUGCAAGAAAGUCCACCAGAUUGAGAUAGUCCCUCAAGAGAAGAUGGUGGUGCUGCUGUGUGGCCGCAACCGACAUGUGCACCUGCACCCGUGGGGGGCACUGGAUGGUGCCGAGCCGGCGUAUGAUGUGAAACUGGCUGAGACAAAGGGCUGUCAGGCUCUUAGUGUGUGCUCGCUGCGACCGGGUGGCUCCGCCUACAUGAUGGCCGCUGUCAAGCGCCAGGUGUUUUGCUACGAGAUCACGCGAGCCAAGCCUUAUGCACGUCGUCUGUGGGAGGUGCAGGCCCCAGGCGUGGUGCAGUGGCUGGGCAUGGUGCGUGGGCGAGUGUGCGUAGGCUACCCAUCAGGCUUUGCUCUGCUGGCACUGCAGUCUGAGGUGGCUCCUGUGAGCUUAGUGAGCCCCGCUGAUCCUUCGCUUGCCUUCCUUGCUCAGCAACCACUGGAUGCUCUUCAUGCAAUGGAGGUGGGUGCCAAUGAGCUGCUGCUUUGCUUCAGCCAGCUUGGCGUAUAUGUGGACGGCCAAGGCCGCCGUUCACGCACCCAGGAGCUCAUGUGGCCUGCUACACCACUCGCAUGUAGCUCAAACUCCACUUACCUGACUGUGUACAGUGAUUACGGGGUUGAUGUAUUUGAUGUCCACACCACAGAAUGGGUCCAAACCAUUUCAUUAAGGAAGAUCAGACCCCUGAAUGUGGAGGGCAGUCUGAACUUACUGGGCUCAGAGCAGCCCCGCCUCAUCUACUUCAGCAACAAUGCUACAGAAGGGCGCGAUCUGACUAUACCGGAGACCUCAGAUAAUAUUAAGAAACUGAUGGUGAGGACACGCAGCAAGAGAAAGUUCCUCUUCAAGGUUCCUGAAGAAGAGCGGCUACAGCAGAGGAGGGAGAUGCUGAGGGACCCAGAAAUGAGGUCCAAGCUGAUCUCCAACCCGACGAAUUUCAACCACGUAGCCCAUAUGGGUCCAGGAGACGGGAUGCAAGUUCUCAUGGACCUGCCUCUGUCGUGCGAGACUCCCUCCCCCUCUUCCUCUCGACACCACGCCCUGAUCUCCCCUCCAACCAACUUUGAGCACGUCUAUCACAUGAGUCCUGCCUCUGCUGGGCUCUAUCUGCAGAAAGAGGUUUCCUCCCAGCAGAGCCUGCCUCAGCUCUCCUCCUCUUCCUCCUCACCUUCCACCUCCUCCCUCGGAAGGAGCGUGAUGCCUUCUUCUCAGGAUGACUUGACCAAGGACAAACCACGUCCUCUUUCUAGUAUUUCAAGGCAAACGAGGAGUAAGACCCACAUCACACGCACUGCCUCAGGGGGUGGUGAAUUCAUAGGAGCGGGGUCAUCUCGCAAUAUCUCGGAUCCUGAUCAGGACUUCGAAAGAGAGCCUGACUCAGACUCCACCAAACACUCCACCCCAUCCAACAGCUCGAACCCGAGCAGCCCUCCGAGCCCCAACUCACCCCACCGCAGUCAGCUUACUCUGGAUGGCUUGGAACACACCCUGGAUGGCUGAGAGCGAAACACAGCACACGAUCCACACAAACACCUCUUCACUUUAUCAUACUGUUCCUACCAUUCCCUUCCGCUCAGUUAGAACUUGCUACAAAGUGCCAAGACUCAAAAGUGUCAUCAUCUUCAGUCCAUUACUCUCCCUAACGUGAUGGACAACAAAAAUGCUCAUUCCUGCUGGAUGCUGUGCGAGAACAUAUCCCCUGAACAGAGCUGGGAAACUGCGUCACAGUCAGAAAGUCACGGCAUCUCGAUGAAAACCUGAGCUCCUGCUGUGUCUGGUCAGAGGAAGUGUGUCAAAUACACCCCCUGUUGGAGCGUUUGAAGCAGUAUAGCUAGCAGGGUGUAAUAAUGCUUAUUAUAAUUUUUUUAAAUCUCAGUUUCGUGUCAUGCUCAUGUGAGGGUUUUUGUUUUGUUUUGUUUUUUUAAGAUCAAAUUAAAUUCCCAGAAAAUCAGAGGCUCACAUUAAAAAAAAUCAUGCUCUGAUGAUGAGAAUUUCUUAAAAAGACUGCUUUUGCAAUUUUUAAAGUGUAUAAAGUUUCAGUGGACGUGUUCACUCAUCACGUGAUGGUGAUCGGAAGGAACUCUUUAUGACUCUGGAGACCACGGAAGAGACAUCUUCCCUUUAUUUCAUUUGGCCCAGUAACAAAAAAACAAACAAAAACAAAACGCCUUUUUGCUGUUUUUUUGAUCACUGACACCUCUCUCUGUAUCUCCUCUGAUUAGUUAUCAGACUUCGGGGAUUUUACGCCAAACCUGUGGGCACUUUUAUGAUAAUGGGUUUUUUUUUUGUUUGUUUUGUUUUGUUGUUUUUUUGUUUUUUUUUUGGGGUGGGGGGGGGGUGUUCAACUCUGCAUUUUCAGCCAGCUUUUGUAAUAUUCAUGUUUUAACCUAGAUGUUUGACACGAAAAGAUUUAGCUGGUGGAACACUGCUCAUAAACGAUAAUAAAAAAAAAAGAAAAACUAAAGUGAACAGAAACAAGACUUUACAUAUAGAUAAGUGUUCUAACAAAAGAAAUGGCACACAGCUAAAGGACCACAUUAUUCAUAGGAUUUUAAUAGUUGUUCUGAAACUGCUGCUGCUGCUUUUGUGUGCUUUAUAAAGAAAUAAAUAUGUGAUAAGUUUCUCAUCAUAGCCAUGCUCAGUCCCCAGUUUUUAAGCUGUUGCAUUAUGGACCAUCUACAAACCAUUGUGUGCGAGUCUCUCGAAGUGAUUAUGUGGGUUUGGGAAUUGGAUGAGGACUGACACGAGCUCCAGACAUGACUGGUGUAUCCUCUUUUUUUUUUUUUUUUUUUUUCUUCUUCCCCCAGUAGUGUGCCUUCAGUUCCCCAAUACAUUGUCAACUAAAGCAUUUCAGUUUUUUUUUUUUUUUUUUUUUUUUAAAAGUCCGGGUAAUUGUUUUAUUUUGUGUCCUUCCCAUAAAAACACUGUAUAAAACUUGCACACGAAUAUGUUUUAGAGUCCAAGAUUUUUUUGUGUGUGUUGGUGGUGAUCUCUGUUCCUCCUUCCCCCACCCCUCCACCUGACUUCUAAAAACAGGACUUUAUCCUCAAAACACUACUGCUUUUGCUUCAGAAGGAAAAAAAAUCACAACAUAAAAUCUUUGUAAUUAUUGAAUUGUUAGUCUCAUAAAUCUGAACAAACAAUAAAAGAGUACCUGUGACACUUUUGUUGUCAAACUAGUGUGUAAGAAGGGACUAUUACAGGGUUUUGCGCUCAAUUCAAAUCUCUUGACGUCGUCGUUUCUAUACAACGGUCCAUGUUUAUGUCUGAGGGUUGUGCGAAGACUUUUUGACUAUUAUCUCAUCUGAAACACACAAUCUUAUUCUGUAGUCUGAUUAGGAAGGAAAGAGAUUCGUGCUCUGAAUUAAAAACACUUUAAGCAGCUAAGGGUCCCUUUUAUAGGCCCCUUUUAAGUUCAGGAUAUUCAGUCCCCUCUGAAAGUAUUGGAACAACAGGGCCCAUUCUCUUUGUUUUCGUGAUGCAUUGAAGACAUUUGGGUUUGUGAUCAAAAGAUGAAUGAGACGACAGAUCAGAAUUUCAGCUUUCAUUUCCUGAUAUUUACAUCUAGAUAUUUUAAACAACUUAGAACAUGACAUUUUUGGUGGCAGAGCGUACAAUUUAUAGAUGUGCAAAAGUAACCAAACUGGUGCAUUCUUCUUUUGUGAUUCUUUUCCAGGCUUGUACCACAGAUUCUUCCGGUUGUUGUUUGUUUCAGGGGGUUUCUCCCUUCAGUCUCCUCUUCAGAAGGUGAAAAGCUGCUCACUUGGGUUAAGUUCUGGUGAUUGACUUGGCCAGCCAUAAACCUUGCACUUUUUCCACCUGAUGAAGUCCUUAGUUGUGUUGGUAGUGUGUUUUUAGCUCAUUGUCUUGCUGCAUGAUGAAGUUCCUCCCGAUUAGACUGGAUGCAUUUCUCUGUAAAUUGGACGACAGAUUGUUUCUGUAGACUUCUGAACCUACCGGUUCACCUAUCAAUCAGGUGUUCAAGUAUUUUUGAUCACUUGAAAAAAAUGGGUGGGUUCAAACAAAAAGGUACCAUGUUCUAAGUUAGGUAACACAUCUAGAUGUAAAUAUCAGAAAAUAUGAAAGCUGAUUCUGAUCUGUGAUCUCAUAUUCAUCUUUAGAUCUCAAACUCAAAUGUCUUCCAUGUAUAGCGAAAACAAUAGAAUGGGCCCUGCUGUUCCAAUACUUUCGGAGGGGACUGUACACUUUGGGUAAAUUAAAGUAUUACCUGUGUGAGAUUUUUCUGCAUAUUAAGAUGGGAAUAUGAUUUGGUUUUUUGCCAAAUAAUUUCAGUUAUGAGCCUCUUUCAUCUCAUACUAAGCUCAUUCAGAAUACAUUUCCGAAUUUUACAUUUGUGGAUUCUGAAUCGAGAAUAGCUCUGUUUAUACCACAGCACUGUCGAAUGCUCGAUUCUGAUUGGUCACAAGGUGUUGAUUUAAAUUUUCUAUAACAGCAGCUUUGACAGCAACAGUGCUGGUUUUUAUUCAAAUCACAGGUUGAUAUUAGUGCUCUUCUUUUAAUACAUUAUCAUUUCUAUAGUAAUAACAGGCACCUGUAUGGCGGACUCUCCACAUAAAUGUGUUAAAAACAUGGGUAAUCUUUUGAUAAGGUCAAGUGUUCUGCAAGGAGACAUUUCUGUAGUGUUAGCAUUUUGCUGUGCUUUUGUGGUGGUAUGCGUUGUGGUUUCUCUGCAUUUUCUGUUUUGUUUUUUUUAAUUAACUUCACUCGAGAGGAGAAACUGUUGUAACAGGAUAGCAGGAACUAACUUGUUUCCAAAACACUGAGACGCAGCUAAACAAAUAAAAUGUGACAUUCUAUAAUUUAAUUACAAAAAUGUAAAUCACUAGUAAUUUGCUGUGCUACACGAGGGGGAAAACAUCACAGGACAUGCUGUUAUUGUAGAAUAAUCAUCUCCAGGGCAUCACACUCCCCCAUUAAUGAUUCAUCUAGAAUAGCACACCCUGUAGUGUUUUAUUCCUUACUUAGGAAAUUCCCAACUCUUCUCGAUCCCAACUCCCAAUAGGGCUAACCCUGAAUACUGCUGCUAGGAAUAAACAAACAAAUUACCCCCUCAGUUUGGAAUUGCUAUGUAGGAGCGUUUUGAUUUAUUAUUGUUCUUGUAUGAACCAAAUAUAUCAAACAUUACAUUUGCUGACAAUAAGUAUAUAAUAAGCACAGGGGGUCUUUAUUAUCAUGUAAAAAGCAAAAACAAAAUGUAGUUAUAAUAAUAGUAGUAGUAAUAAUAAUAAUACAUUCAUAUCAUAAAUUUGCUCAAUUUUCCUGGGUAGAAGA